Messenger RNA from Penaeus monodon (black tiger shrimp), 2967 nucleotides. Its product is annotated as WD repeat-containing protein 3-like. Gene Ontology annotation, molecular function: protein binding; snoRNA binding. Gene Ontology annotation, biological process: maturation of SSU-rRNA. Gene Ontology annotation, cellular component: small-subunit processome; Pwp2p-containing subcomplex of 90S preribosome. NCBI's taxonomy places the organism in Eukaryota, Metazoa, Arthropoda, Malacostraca, Decapoda, Penaeidae. The record is from RefSeq and is a predicted model, not a curated record.
GUAUAGUUGCAACCAAGUUUAAUACACAAUGGGUUUGACAACACAGUAUCUUCGUUAUGUUCCUGGGUCUGCAUUUGGCUUGAUUGGAACAGAGCGCUGUGUGCGCUUUGUUACCAAGUACAGUCAGACAGGACGAUAUGUUGCUGCACCUGCUUGUGAAUAUGUGCUCAUUUGGGAUUGUAAAAGAUCAUCCAAGGUCCUGACAUUGAGUGCAGGCAUUGAAGGACAAGUUACGUCACUGGAAGUGCGCCCCCCAGCAACUGGCUCUCUUGACAACACACAUCUUGCAGUUGGAUACUCAGAUGGAUCUGUUGUCUUAUUUGAUGUCAGAACUGGAACAUCACUCAAGUUUGCUGGCCACAAAGGAGCCGUUACAACACUAGCCUGGGAUGAUCAAGGCAUGCGAGUUGCAUCAGGAAGCCAAGAUGGAGAGAUUGUUGUCUGGGAUGUUGUAUCAGAGAGGGGAAUCGUACGACUGAAAGGGCACCAGGGCAGGAUCACUCGGCUACGAUUCCUCAAGGACCGCAGCAUAGUUGUGUCAUCAUGUAGGGACUCCUUCAUCAAGUUCUGGGAUCUGGACACUAACCAUUGUUUUAGGACACUGACUGGACAUCGUGCAGAGGUUUGGGAUUUUGUGUUGCUAAAAGAUGAUACAAGAUUGAUAUCUGGAAGUAGUGAUGCAGAGCUCCGAGUCUGGUCUCUAAGAUUUAAGGAACCUGAAGAAAUGGCAGAUGAUGACAGCAAAGGGAAAACUCUUGAGCCUCCUUCAAAAAUGUUCCGUAUUGACACAGAAGGGGAAACUCAAGGACAGGAGGAUGACACUGAAGAUGAUGAUGCUAGUAAUUUAGAGAUCACAAGACUAGGUAGCAUACUGCGGUCCAGAGGAGACCGUGUGUGUGGACUGCAGACUGAUGGCCGUAUUGUGGCUUGCUAUGGCAAAUCUGCGGUUGUGGACCUAUUCCAUGUUCUGUCAGAGGAGGAGGUCAGUGCCAAGGUGGCAAGCCGGCUCAAGAAGGCUAGGAAGAGAGCAAGAGAAGCUGGAACUGCCAUGACAGAAAAUGAAGCACCACAGCUUGGGGAUGAGAUUGGGAAGUUGCCAGCAGUGAAAGCGCAAAACAAAUUGUAUGGUGUUGAUGUUUCCUCAGAUAGAUAUGGAAGUGUGAAGGUUCUGGCCCUUCACCUAGAUAACAGUUUGGCAAUAUUCGGUACUUCAGUUGAUGCUAAGGCUGAUAAGAAUAAGUCAGAUGAGAAGAAAGACCAGGAAGUGAUUAGUCAGCUGCAGUUACCAGGCCACAGAACAGAAAUACGUGCUGUGGCCUUCAAUUCAAUCAGCGAUCAGAUUGUCACGGCGAGUGGUGAAUCUUUAAAAGUGUGGCAUAGGUCUGAGAAGCAGGCCAUAGCCACAAUUCCGUGUGACUAUGCACUCUCAGUGAUUGUUGUCCCUGGGGAUCGCCAUGCCCUCAUUGGAACACGCUCUGGUCGGCUGCAGCUGUUUGACCUGGGAUCAGCAAAAAUUCUUGAAGAUAUUGUUGCUCAUGAACCAGCAGAGAAUGAAACCGACACAGGAGUUUGGGCUCUGGCCCUCACUCAUGAUGGGAGAGGAUUUUUAUCUGGUGGCAGUGACAAAAUGGUCAAAUUCUGGAAAUUUGAAUUAGUUAAAGAUGAAAGUGAAUCACAAGCAAGGAGACUGAGCUUCAUUCAAGACAAACGGGCUCUCAAAGUUGCAGAUCAAGUUACUUCAGUGCGGUGUGCCAGUGAUGGUUUUUACAUAGCAGUUGCAACACUUGACAACAAAGAAACACUUUAUUAUAGUGAUACUUUGAAGUUGUAUCAUGAGCUGUAUGGCAAGUCCCUCCCUUCAACUUGCAUGGACUUUUCCACAGAUGCAACACUGAUAGUAACAGGCAGUAAAGAUUCAAGCCUCCGUAUAUAUGGAACCGAUUUUGGAGACAUGAGGAAACUACUGAAGAAUGCCCACCAGGGAGGCGUGACGGACCUCCAGUUCAUAUCAAACACACACAUGUUCUUCUCAUGUGGCCACGAUGGCACACUAAAGCAGUGGGACGCAGAUAAUUUUCAGAGGAUCAUCACACUGCAAGGACAUGUUGGGAUCAUUCGCUGUUUGGCAGUGUGCCCAAAGGGGGCCUGGGUGGCCACCUGUGGCCAGGACCGCUCCAUUCGCUUGUGGCAGCGCACGCAGGAGCCAUUAGUACUUGAAGAUGAGCGAGAAGAAGAACGCCUGAAGGAGGAGGAAGAGAGUGGGAUGUUGGCAACCCAGAGACCUGCUGUUGCUGGAGAAGAUGGAGCCCAGGCAGUCCGUCCGUCUACCACCACACAGGAGACUGAGAGAGCAGUUGAUUCCAUCAGAGAAGCAUUGGAGAUCUAUAGAGAGCAGUUGGAAGCAGGUUCCUCUGCCACACCUCACCAACUCAUGACAUACGUUUAUAAUACUGCUGACCCUCUUAAAUUUGUCUUGGAAGUCCUCAGAAAGAUUAAGUCAAGUGAGCUGGAAGAGGCUGUUAUCAUGCUGCCAUUAGACAACAUUCUGGAGUUGAUGGUGGUUAUUAAGGGCCUUUUGGAGAACAAUUGGGAUAUUGAAUUAGCCAGCAGGAUCCUGGUGUUGGCUGUGAGGAUCAACCUACCUCAGCUCCUCUCCUCACCUAAGGCAGCUCCACUGGUGAGGUCUAUGGCUAAGCUUCUACCCAAGAGAAUCAAGGAGUUUAAGGAUAUGAUUGGUUUUAAUGCUGCCGGGUUACGUCACAUGAAAGAUCGUAUUGAGGAACGCUCCGAGACGCAAAUGUUUGCCGAGGCAUUAGAAAAUGUACAGACAUCCAGGAAGAAGAGAAAGAAGAAAGAUCGGGCAGUCAAAAGGGCUCUUCUUACUAUUUAAAUGUAUGCAAAAUUUCCAAUGCAAAUCUGAGUUGUUAGAACAUCGAGUAAAAAAGUUAAUAAAUACAUAAAAUGACA